GAUCAGGAUGUGAUAAGGAACGAUUUAUGGAAGUAUGGCCUUUCCCACUAAACCAAAAGGAAACGAAACUGUCUAGUCGAGCAAGGACAACACUACACCGCAACAACAGAAUUUGGAAUCUGAUGGUGACAUCUUCAGUACUACUGUGAACUUCCAGUCAACUUGCUUUAUAUUUUAUAGCAAGCUUUCAGUUUGAACACAUUUUUUGGAUUUUUAAAGUAGUAAAAUGAAAUCAUUUCGAUGUUUCAGUUUAUGUUUAGUUUUUGCUGCCGUUAUAGCAGGCAUGUACGCAGCUACUGACACCAAUCCUGAAAUUCCUACUGUGCCAGUACCUGGAUCUAGCGACGAAACACAAUCGGUGAACAUUACAUUAACAGAAGAAAUUGAUAAUAACUUGAAUCCUGAUACAGACCAAGUGAGUGGUCCUACCACUUCUACUGAAAUGCCAAAAAUAGACGUUCCAAAUAGGCCUGUACCAACUCCAGAUACUCCGGCAGGGGGUUCGGGGAUAACACAUAGACCUCCGCCGCCGGCGGAUAAUCGUCCAUUUUAUUAUCACAUCCCAGUUCCAGGUCCCCCUGGAUCGCCUGGACCAACAGGUACCACUGGAAAUCCUGGUUACCCUGGUCCCCAAGGGCCGAUGGGCUACGCAGGCCCACCUGGAAAUAACGGAAACAAUGGCGCACCUGGUCUUAUGGGCAGACCGGGCGCAGAUGGGCAAAAAGGAGAACGAGGACUAACAGGAAUGCCAGGGGACGCAGGAAUACCUGGUGCACCUGGAGCCCAUGGUUCACGUGGUGAUCCUGGUCCGAUGGGACCACGUGGUCAACUGGGGCCACAAGGAAGGUCAGGCAUUUCAGGACAAGACGGAAUAGUCGGGCCAAAAGGCUUCCGUGGAACUAGUGGUAAACCUGGCCCUCCAGGGUUGAGGGGAUUGCCUGGUAACUGUGAUUGCACAAAAGCUAUGGUGUACCAACGAGCAUUUUCUGUUGCCAGGACGUCCAGUUUAACAGCAACAAAUGGACAUAUGAUCAUCAUGUGGAAUCAUGAAUUUACUAACGUUGGCGGGGAUUUCAACAUGUCUACUGGUAUAUUUAACAUUACUGUACCGGGUACCUACUUCUUUACUAUACAUGUUUACAAGUCAUCUCGGCAAAACUUCCCUCUUGUUCAACUUAUUAAAAAUGGUGAUCACGUGAUUGGUGUAAUUGAUUACGGACCGAAUGACAGUGAAGAUUCUGCUGGUAACAGUGUAAUACUGAACCUAUCCAAAGGUGAUGCUGUUUGGCUGUUACUGUAUGAUGGCAAGGAAGUUUAUAGCAGUCACUACAAGUUUACAACAUUUUCCGGGUUUCUUCUUUUCCCGAAUAUCGAUUGAUUGACCCAGAAAUGGAUUUAAGUUUUUAGGUCAAUAUUUAAAAUAUGUUAACUAGCUGCUGUUAUGUCUCAACCAAGCAUAAAUAAUAAAAUAAUGUAACCUAGGCCUAA
This is a messenger RNA of Anneissia japonica, 1488 nucleotides long. RefSeq names its product complement C1q subcomponent subunit C-like. The record is from RefSeq and is a predicted model, not a curated record. Gene Ontology annotation, molecular function: protein binding. NCBI's taxonomy places the organism in Eukaryota, Metazoa, Echinodermata, Crinoidea, Comatulida, Comatulidae. The coding region runs from base 227 to 1378 and encodes 383 amino acids. The transcript is spliced from 5 exons.